This is a messenger RNA of Mesorhabditis spiculigera, 582 nucleotides long. The record is from the annotation of a GenBank genome assembly. Lineage: Eukaryota; Metazoa; Nematoda; Chromadorea; Rhabditida; Rhabditidae.
AUGCAUAGAAAGUUCUUCCACCUCGUCAUCGGCCUAAUCUACCUGAGCGGCAUCUACUACGAACCUCGUUUCACCUGGCUGUGCGGCUACUUGUGGCUGUGUAUUUUUGUGUGCUUUGAGGUCCUCCGCUACUUCCAAGUGCCGCCCUGGUCAACCGGCCUCGACAGCCUGUUCCUGAUCUUCAAGGACAAGCAGGACGGCAAAGUCUUGAUGACUCCAAUGUACCUACUCUUCGGCGUGUUUUGCCCACUCUUCCUUGACCCGCUGACGCAGCCCCGAACUUUUCAAAUGAGACAUUUGGCCGGGAUUUUGACAGUUGUGGUUGGCGACUCGAUGGCAGCUAUUGGCGGUUACCUCUACGGACAGCAAAAAUGGCCUGGAAGGAAUAAGACCUACGUCGGCUCGAUGUUCAUGGCCGCCUCCGUUUUUCUAUGCUCCACAGCGUUGGCCCCGCUCUGUGCUCAACCGAUCCCAUCCCUGGCCUAUCGCGCCGCCUGCUCGAUCGUUCUCACCUUCAUCGAAGCGUACAUCGAGAAUUUCGACAAUGUCCUGUUACCCCUGGUUGGAUAUGUAAUGUUGUUA